This is a messenger RNA of Kickxella alabastrina, 1068 nucleotides long. Its product is annotated as diphthine synthase. Gene Ontology annotation, molecular function: diphthine synthase activity. Bases 151 to 1008 code for a protein of 285 amino acids. The record is from RefSeq and is a predicted model, not a curated record. NCBI's taxonomy places the organism in Eukaryota, Fungi, Kickxellomycota, Kickxellomycetes, Kickxellales, Kickxellaceae. The transcript has a single exon. Gene Ontology annotation, biological process: protein histidyl modification to diphthamide.
CAGGUGCUAAACAGAAAGAAAAAUUUAAAAAAAAUUUGCAACCGCGCCGUUGCAAAAAAAGGAGCAAAUAAAAAAUCGGUCCAAUAUAUAUUAUAUUCUUAUUUUUAAUUUCACUCACAAAAAAACAACUACAAAAAACACUAAUUCGAAAUGCUGUACAUUGUUGGCCUGGGCCUCUCAGACGAGCGCGAUAUCACGGUCAAGGGCCUGGAGGCCGUCAAGGGGUCUGAGCGUGUGUACCUGGAGGCGUACACAAGCAUCCUAAUGGUGCCUAAGGAGCGGCUGGAGAAAUUCUACGGCAAGGAGGUCAUUAUCGCGCAUCGCGAGACAGUCGAGUCGGACAGCGACUCUAUUCUGCGCGACGCCGACAAAGUUGACGUCUCGCUCCUGGUUGUUGGCGAUCCGUACGGCGCGACCACGCACACGGAUCUGGUCAUUAGAGCUCACGAGCUGGGUAUCCAGGUGAAGACCAUCCACAACGCCAGCAUCAUGAAUGCUGUUGGCGCCACCGGACUCCAGCUCUACAGCUUUGGGCAGACUAUCUCGUUGGUGUUUUUUACUGAGGAUUGGCGGCCCGACAGCUUCUACGACCGCGUCAAGGAGAACUCGGACAUUGGUCUGCAUACCCUGUGCCUGCUGGACAUCAAGGUACGCGAGCAGUCGAUCGAGAACAUGAUGCGCGGUCGCCAGAUCUUCGAGCCGCCACGCUACAUGUCCAUUAACCUGGCCAUUGAGCAGCUGUUGGAGGUAGAGGAGAAGCGCCAGCAGAAGGCUUAUACCAAGGACACCCUGGCUGUCGGCGUAUCGCGCCUGGGCUCCGAUGACCAGAUCAUUAAGGCGGGCACGCUCAAGCAGCUGCUUACCGAGGACUUUGGUGCGCCGCUGCACUCGCUUGUUCUUGUCGGAAGCCGCCUGCACUUGCUGGAGGCCGAGAUCCUGCGCUCCAACGCUGUUGAUCUUGAGGGUCUUAACCUGGUCCUUAAGCGGGACUUUGGCAUCGAACGAUAAAUUUUGGAUAAAUUAAUUUCUGUUGAUUUCCCCUUUAUCUUUCAUUUUUUUGACUAAAUA